This is a messenger RNA of Myotis brandtii (Brandt's bat), 2240 nucleotides long. RefSeq names its product sorting nexin 9 (gene SNX9). The coding region runs from base 61 to 1854 and encodes 597 amino acids. The record is from RefSeq and is a predicted model, not a curated record. The transcript is spliced from 18 exons. NCBI's taxonomy places the organism in Eukaryota, Metazoa, Chordata, Mammalia, Chiroptera, Vespertilionidae. Gene Ontology annotation, molecular function: protein binding; phosphatidylinositol binding. Gene Ontology annotation, cellular component: cytoplasmic vesicle; plasma membrane. Gene Ontology annotation, biological process: mitotic cytokinesis; mitotic cell cycle; plasma membrane tubulation.
CUCAAAGCAUCACUUCCUCUGGAAAUCAUUCCUGAUCUGCCCAACUCUUGAGGGUCACAUAUGUCCCUACUGCCAUUUAAGGCUCGGGUUUUGUAUGAUUUUGCUGCUGAACCUGGAAAUAAUGAACUGACAGUUACUGAAGGAGAAAUAAUCACAAUUACAAAUCCGGAUGUUGGUGGAGGAUGGCUGGAAGCAAAAAACAGCAAAGGAGAACGAGGUCUUGUUCCCACAGACUAUGUUGAAAUUUUGUCCAGUGAUGGGAAAGAUCCAUUUUCUUGUGGAAAUUCAGUGGCUGACCAAGCCUUCCUCGAUUCCCUCUCAGCAAGUACAGCUCAGGCUAACGCGUCAGCUGCCAACAGUGACAACCAGGUCAGCAGUGGCAAUGACCCCUGGUCAGCCUGGAGUGCCUCCAAAUCUGGAAACUGGGACAGCACGGAUGGCUGGGGAGCCAAGGCAGAGGGGACUGCAGCCCAGAAAAACACUGCCAAUAAUUGGGACACCACCUUUGGCCAUCCCCAGGCCUACCAAGGACCAGCAACUGGUGACGAUGAUGACUGGGACGAAGACUGGGACGACCCCAAGUCCACAUCUCCCUACUUCAAGGAUUCAGAGGCGGCCGAAGCAGGAGGUGGUCAGCGCGGAAACAGUCGUCCUGGCUCCUCGUCCAUGAAGCUGCCACUUAACAAAUUUCCGGGAUUUGCAAAACCUGGGAUGGAACAGUAUUUGUUGACUAAGCAACUAGCAAAACCCAAAGAGAAAAUUCCUAUCAUUGUUGGAGAUUAUGGCCCGAUGUGGGUUUAUCCUACCUCUACCUUUGACUGUGUGGUAGCAGAUCCCAGGAAAGGCUCCAAAAUGUAUGGGCUGAAGAGCUACAUUGAAUAUCAGCUAACGCCCACUAAUACUAAUCGAUCUGUAAACCACAGGUAUAAGCACUUUGACUGGUUAUAUGAACGUCUCCUGGUUAAGUUUGGAUCAGCCAUUCCAAUCCCUUCUCUUCCAGACAAGCAAGUCACAGGUCGCUUUGAAGAAGAAUUUAUCAAAAUGCGCAUGGAGAGGCUUCAGGCAUGGAUGACCAGGAUGUGUCGGCACCCGGUAAUUUCAGAAAGCGAGGUUUUCCAGCAGUUUCUAAAUUUCCGGGAUGAAAAGGAAUGGAAAACUGGGAAGAGGAAAGCCGAGAAAGAUGAACUGGUGGGAGUUAUGAUAUUUUCCACCAUGGAACCAGAGGCCCCUGACUUGGACCUCAUAGAAAUAGAACAGAAGUGCGAUGCUGUUGGUAAAUUCACCAAGGCCAUGGACGACGGCGUGAAGGAGCUGCUGACCGUGGGGCAGGAGCACUGGAAGCGAUGCACCGGACCACUACCCAAGGAAUAUCAGAAGAUAGGCAAGGCCCUGCAGAGCUUAGCAACAGUGUUCAGUUCCAGUGCUUACCAAGGUGAAACAGAUCUCAAUGAUGCAAUAACAGAAGCAGGAAAGACUUAUGAAGAAAUUGCCAGUCUUGUGGCAGAGCAGCCAAAGAAAGACCUCCAUUUCCUGAUGGAAUGUAAUCAUGAAUAUAAAGGUUUCCUUGGCUGCUUCCCGGACAUUAUCGGCGCUCACAAGGCAGCAAUAGAAAAAGUGAAAGAAAGUGAUAAACUGGUUGCAACGAGCAAAAUCACCCCACAGGACAAACAGAACAUGGUGAAGCGCGUCGGCACCAUGUCUUACGCGUUACAAGCGGAGAUGAAUCACUUCCACAGUAACCGGAUCUAUGACUACAACAGCGUCAUCCGCCUGUACCUGGAGCAGCAGGUACAGUUCUAUGAAACGAUUGCAGAAAAGCUGAGGCAGGCCCUCGGCCGCUUCCCUGUGAUGUAGACGGAACGGAACAUGAAGAAACUCCCAAGUGCUUCUCUCUGACCUGGGGCAAUGCAGUCUAAUCCCCCAUCAUCCAAAAAUCAACACCAAGAGAAACAGUUGCAAAAAACUACACUUUACUCACCUAAACGCAUCAGUUAUAUAGUCUUCUUUUGUUCAUUUCUACAGCCAUUAUUUAAACCAGUGGAAAUUGUCUCUAUUUUUGGAAAGUAUUUAAAAUUACCAGAAUUUUGAAUGGAAAAUUAGAGGUUUCCCCACUUAUAUUUUACAUAAAUUUGUAAUUUUUAAGCCCACAAUCUUCCAGUUCUUACCCAAGGCCAGAUGGUUACUAAUUGCUUUCUUAAAAAUAUGGAAUAUGCCAGAAUAAAAAAAUAUGUUUGUAUAUA